Hibiscus syriacus is the source of this 1172-nucleotide messenger RNA. RefSeq lists its product as uncharacterized. NCBI's taxonomy places the organism in Eukaryota, Viridiplantae, Streptophyta, Magnoliopsida, Malvales, Malvaceae. The record is from RefSeq and is a predicted model, not a curated record. Bases 127 to 1068 code for a protein of 313 amino acids. The transcript has a single exon.
CUUGAACUUUCCAAGUGAAGUCGUCCCCCGGGAAGACUUCAAUCUGUAGUGUUCUUUACUCUUCACCUUCUUAUUAAGUCUUAAUAGGAAAAAGGAAUUGCAGUAGCUCCAUACAUCUCUAGUAAGAUGGAGAACUCAUCAAAACUUGGCUUCUUCCAAAUAAUCAAAGAAUCCAUGAAAAUCCCAUUGAAGAAUCCCACCUUCAUUUUCUUAACCUUCCUCACUUCCUUCCCUCUCUUCUGCUUCCUCGUUUUCUACGAAAUCAUCUUCCAGCAAAUCCUCAUUGAAUCCGCAAAAAUAUUGCACAACACAUCAGAGCCUUUUCUCGAAUUCUUUGGCAAUGACUACGAAAGAGUUUACGAAAUCGGCAACUUGUUAAGCAAAGUUUCUCCCAUGGCUCUUUUACUGGGAUUCUUAUUUACAGCAACCCUCCAUUUGCUAGACCUUUUCAACACCACUGCAAUUAUCGAUAUCGCGUCGAAAAUCGUUGCGGGAGAAAAACCCAUCAGCCUCAAACACAUGAUUAGCAGAUCCAUCAACGAAACGAGGUUCAAAGCCCCACUAAUUACCUCGCUUUGCUCUCUCUCUUUAGCCGCCCUCGUUGUCCUUGGACUGCUCUCCUUUGCAACAUACAUAUAUAUAAUGGUAUCGGCAAGUGCUUUCUUGGUGCCGAUGUUUAUGGUGCUUUUCAUGGCUUUGUUGGCCAAGUACGUGGAAUGGAGCGCCGUUUGGAACGUGGGAAUUGUGAUUUCGAUUAUGGAAGAUAACAGACAAGGCGAUGUGGCGUUGCUGGUUUCAUCGUAUCUCACCAGAUGUAAUAGGAGCGGUGGGUUCUUGCUGAUGCUUGGAUUCAUCGGUUGGAGAUUUGGGCUACGAUUUGCUUUCCUUUAUCAGAGAUGGAACAAUAGCAACAGCAGUAGCAUUGUUGGGAUUACUGCAGUGCAAAUCGGCCUGGUUUGCUUGGGGAACUUGCUCAAAUGGCUUGCCCUCAUGCUUUACUUUCAUGAUUGUAAGAAGCAUAGUUCGUAUCAGAUUACUGAUGUUGAAGAGUCAAGAAUCCAGAAAUGACGACUUGCACUUCCAAGAAGAGACUUUUCUAAUAAUAUGUAUAAUUGCAAUGUUUUUUUCCCCUUUCUUUCAAGGAACUGUUAUGAGUAAAUCGUGAUAUUGAG